Acanthosepion pharaonis is the source of this 957-nucleotide messenger RNA. The record is from the annotation of a GenBank genome assembly. Lineage: Eukaryota; Metazoa; Mollusca; Cephalopoda; Sepiida; Sepiidae.
AUGCUGAAUUUUGCUGAUAUAAAAUUUAACAAAAAGGAAUUAUCUAUCUAUCUAUCUAUCUAUCUAUCUAUCUAUCUAUCGGAUUCUAUCUAUCUAUCUAUCUAUCUAUCUAUCUAUCUAUCUAUCUAUCUAUCUAUCUAUCUCAUACAGGUCGCAUGUGUGUAUGCAUCUAUCUAUCUAUCUAUCUAUCUAUCUAUCUAUCUAUCUAUCUCAGCCUUGUUGUAUGUCUGUAUGUAUAUAUCUAUCUCUGUCUGGUCGUAUCUAUCUUUCUAUCUAUCUAUCUAUCUAUCUAUAUUUAUAUGUCUUGUAUUUAUGUAUGUAUUUUAUACAUAUGUAUCAAUCUAUCUCUGUCUUUCUAUCUAUCUAUCUAUCUAUCUACCUAAACUAACUAUCUGUCUAUCUAUCUAUUUCAUACGAGCCAUAUGUAUGUAUGUAUGUAUGUAUCUAUCUAUCUAUCACAGGAAUUAUCUAUCUAUCUAUCUAUCUAUCUAUCUAUCUAUCUAUCUAUCUGUAAGCGAGUCUAUUUUCUAUCUAUCUAUCUAUCUUCUAUCUAUCUAUCUAUCUAUCAUACAGGUCGCAUGUGAAAUAUGCAUCUAUCUAUCUAUCUAUCUAUCUAUCUAUCUAUCUAUCUAUCUAUCUCAGCCUUGUUGUAUGUCUGUAUGUAUAUAUCUAUCUCUGUCUGGUCGUAUCUAUCUUUCUAUCUAUCUAUCUAUCUAUCUAUAUUUAUAUGUCUUGUAUUUAUGUAUGUAUAUUUAUACAUAUGUAUCAAUCUAUCUCUGUCUGGUUCUAUCUAUCUAUCUAUCUAUCUAUCUAUCUAUCUAUCUAUCUAUCUAUCUAUUUUUAUACGAUGAUGACAUCAACAAUACUAAAUACUAUUACAACAAAAACAAUCUAUCUAUCUAUCUAUCUAUCUAUCUAUCUAUAAUUUUAUUUUUUGAAAAACAGACCAAAACAUAA